GGUAGACGCAAGAGCCCUAAGAACCGGGAGCAGUGUGAAGAAGAAGAGGCGAGAACGACCCCUGGACCGACCAAAGCCCGCGCGCCGCUGCACCCCGCGUCCAGCGCCCACGUCCCGCCGCUGUCGCCACCAUGCCCAAGAGAAAGGCUGAAGGGGAUGCUAAAGGAGAUAAAGCCAAGGUGAAGGAUGAACCACAGAGAAGAUCUGCAAGGUUAUCAGCUAAACCAGCUCCUCCAAAGCCAGAGCCCAAGCCUAAAAAGGCCCCUGCAAAGAAGGGAGAGAAGGUACCCAAAGGGAAAAAGGGGAAGGCUGAUGCUGGCAAGGAUGGAAAUAACCCUGCAGAAAAUGGAGAUGCCAAAACAGACCAGGCACAGAAAGCUGAAGGUGCUGGAGAUGCCAAGUGAAGUGUGUGCAUUUUUGAUAACUGUGUACUUCUGGUGACUGUACAGUUUGAAAUACUAUUUUUUAUCAAGUUUUAUAAAAAUGCAGAAUUUUGUUUUACUUUUUUUUUUUUUUAAAGCUAUGUUGUUAGCACACAGAACACUUCAUUGUUGUUUUGGGGGAAGGGCAUAAGUCACUAAUAGAUGGUCUCCAAAACUGGAUUGCCCUGGGGAAAAACAACUUUUCCUCACUAGUUUUGAGAGACUCCCUCUUGAUUUCCAAGAGGAGGGAUUCCUUGACUUGACACGGUAGCCACCCUGGCACCCAAUGCCUUGUGGUGGGGAAAAACUAAAAUGUGUUUCUGUGUCCUGUCUCCCUCUCCGCCUUCAGCAUAGACUUGACUCCCUUAACCCCAGAGAGACCUGUUGAGCCUGGACUCCCAAAAAGUGGUUACCAGGAUGUCAGGCCAUCUGGAUUUUGCAGUGCCCCAACUGAGACGGCAGCCCUCAAAAGAACGGUUCCUUUUUUAGAUUGUGGAUCUUCAGAUUGAUCAUUCUGCCAUUUUUCUUUCAUUUCUUGAAAGUCAGGGUCGGCUUGUGAAAAGUUGUUAAACAACAUACUAAAUGUGAAAUGUCAACCCUCACUCUAAACUUUCGCUGUUCAGAGCAUCAAAUGAAGAUGUCAUUGGGUUUUAUAGUGGCUUUCUGAUUUUGGUAGUCCAUUGAAGAAGGGAGUUUGAAAGUUAUUGUAUACUGUUAACGAUUGUCUGCCCAUGUCCUGCCUGAAAUACCAUGAUUGUUUAUGAAAAGUAUCUUUAAUAAAGCUGGAUACAGUUUG
This is a messenger RNA of Sorex araneus (European shrew), 1218 nucleotides long. RefSeq names its product non-histone chromosomal protein HMG-17. Bases 132 to 404 code for a protein of 90 amino acids. Gene Ontology annotation, molecular function: nucleosomal DNA binding. The record is from RefSeq and is a predicted model, not a curated record. Gene Ontology annotation, cellular component: nucleus; chromatin. Lineage: Eukaryota; Metazoa; Chordata; Mammalia; Eulipotyphla; Soricidae. Gene Ontology annotation, biological process: chromatin organization. The transcript has a single exon.